Molecule: messenger RNA, 2202 nt
Organism: Tetrahymena thermophila SB210
Lineage: Eukaryota; Ciliophora; Oligohymenophorea; Hymenostomatida; Tetrahymenidae
Exons: 4
Source: RefSeq, a predicted model, not a curated record
AUGGACGUAGAGGCUGAAGUUUUGUAUGACAUGUCUAAGGAAUUUGAUAUUUUCAAGGAACAGUGUUUAUUUUAGCAUAAUAUGUUGAUUGAUUCAAAUAACUAGAUUUACAUUUGCCUAUAAGACAAAAUUUAUAUCAUUUCUUUGAGAAAAAUUGCCCUGAAUAAAUGCAUUCUCCAAGAUGUUAUUGAUUGUACUAAAAUGAUUUACAAUUCAUAAGACAAAGUUAUUUAAAAUCAUUACAUUGAUGAAGUUACUCAAAUAUACAAUUCAAAAUCAGAUACAUCUGAUGUUGAUUUCGCAAAGUUUGUUUUAAAAGGUAAUAAAGUCAAUACGAUGAAAGAUACAUACUUAAGAUAAAGAUUAGUCACCAUUAAUAAUGAUUUAUUAGCUUUAAAAAUAAAGAAUUUUAGGAUAUCUAAGUAUGGAUUAUUACCAGAUAAUCAUCCAAUUAUUACUAUAUUAUUAAGCAACGGUGAUGCUUACAAUCUAGGGUUUGUUUAAUAAAACUCUGAUUCCUUAAAAUCAUAUUAAAUAAUAGAAAAUUUAAAUGAAGCAAUAACGGGAUCUAGUCAAUCUAACUUAGAAGUUAUGACAUUUGAAUGGAGUGAGUAAUACAUGAGUAAUUUUAAUGUAUAUUAACUCUUAGCUAUUCAUGCUUCUGAUGGAUAUGUUUAUCUUUACAAAUAUGAAAAUAAUAAAAAUAGAGUCUUAAUCGAUAAAUACAACGUAAAUCAGGGUAAGUGCAAAUAAAUAUGUUUCACAAAUUACAUAGAAAACAAUUAGUAGCAUAUUAAGCUUUUUAUUUUGUCUAGUAAAGAUAUAACUGUAGUUCAUCUUCAAUCAAAUAUAGAUUAGCUUAAUGGGAGUUAAAUCGCUUCCUCUAUCGAUAAUAAAUCUAGGCUUUAGGAAAAUAAUUAAAUUUUUAAAUUAAUAGAAACUAAACAUCUUGAUUUUCAAUUUAUUGAUAGGAUGUUUGUUUUAGAAUCAAAAAACGGAAAAGCUCCUAUUUUAUAUUUAGCUCAUAACUAAGAGAUACACGCAAUAAAUCCAAGCGAUUAUUCUUUACAAUAUUAAUAGCCUAUGCAAUCUUUUAAUAACUGCCUUGGUAAAGUCUUAGCAAUAUUUGAAAGUAUCGUUGAGGUUUAAUACUAAAUAUUUAAUGAAAAAAGUUAAAUUCAAACAAUCAAAGAAAAAAGUAAUUCUUCAAAAGAUAAAUCUAGCUAAUUUAAGAUUGAAUAAGAAGUAUUUGAAGAAGAAUAAGAAUUAUAAAUAGAAGAUGAAUAAAAUAAUUUACAAAGCAUUAGGUACAAAUAAGAUGAUAACGAUAUUCAAAAUUUUUCAAGUAGUAUGUUUUUACCAUAUUCUGCAAUAUAAUCUGUAAAUCAAUGCUUCUAUAUUGUAUGUGGAGCUCAUUCGUUUACAUCUUAACAGCUUUCAAAUAUCUUAAUCAUCAAUGAUUCUGAUAAUAUUUCUGAUCCCUACAUCUUCGUUGGUAAAUGCAUUAAAAAUUUAGAAAAAAGUGUUUACCUUUAAAAGAAUGAAUUAGACAAUAAAAACUCUGUUUUUGCUAUGAUGCCAUUUAAUUGGGACGAUAUUCUGUUUUAUAUUAUGAAAAAUUAAAAUGAAUUCGUUGAUAUCUUAAAGAUAUCGCUGUAUAUUUAUGAUUAGCAAAAAGGGAUAAAAAAGCUUUAAUAGGAUCCUUAGCUUGAGAAAUUAGAAUAGUUCUUGAAAAAUAUAAACAUUUCUUCUGAAAAGCUAAGCUUUAUUAAUGAAAAGCUUUUACUUUUCCUAACUUCUAUGCAGAAGCAGCAAUUUAAAGAUUUUAUAGAGCAGUAAAUUUAAGCAAUAAUUAAGAGGAAUUAUGAAAGUGCUUUUUCUAGUCUUAGAAAAAACUACAACACCUCUAAUUUAUUAAAAAGAUUAUCCAAAGAAGUAGAUAUCGAUAUUUAAAUAUAAAAAAUAUGUUUAUAGGCAAAUCAAUCCUUCUCUCAAAAAGAAUCCAUAACAUGCAUAUUAACUAACCUAGAUAUAGUUGAUGAACCUAUCUUGAAAUGUAAAAACUGCAAAAACUAUAUGAUAGAUUUGGAAAAUUAUGUUAAGCAGGAUCCUUCAAACUAAUAAAUUUAAAUAUUCAAUGUUUUCUAAUUUAGAAAUAACAUUUGUCCCCUCUGCUGUGGCUUGGUUAAACCAGUUUUAUGA